AAUAAUAUUGUACGUUUUUGUUUUGAUUUGUUUUUAGUGAUUCUGAUCCACACUACUCACCAGUUGGUGGCGGUAAUGCACCAGUUCGUUGUUUGCCAACCGCCAUAAAACAAUAAGAGAAGAAGAAGAAGAAGAAGAAGUCGUAGAAGUCCCAUGCAAUGUGCAAUCUUUGGUGCUUGGCGGUUUAGUUACACAAAUCUAAAUGCAGCUAAGGACAAUUUACCUCCAAGAAAAAUAACGAAAACAUUUGAAGUGAGAAUGUUCAAACUGUGCUCAGUGUUCACAUGCAGCUGAAUAACGGUCCCUGCGCCUGAUGCUAGCGCGCGAGCUAGCGUCAUGUCCGAGUGGCUCGGUGUGUGUGUGCUCCUCAGCCUGUUGCUCAGUCUUCUAACAGCGGCCGGCUACGUGUUGUUCUCCGCCGUCCGGUCGGACAUCACCGUGGUGACCGGCUCUCCUCCCAUAAAGAGGAUCACCUUCGCAUACAAGUUCAGAGAGGCACGGCGCGACGCCCGCGGACAACUCUUCGACGAGUCUCGCAGCAUCGGACCGAAGCUCUCGCGCAUCCGAGUCUUUUAUGCCGAGCCCACGAAGGUGCCUGGACCACAGUGCCGCUGUGCCAUUGGCUGUAUUCUGAGUGAAGGAGAAAACAAGGCAGACGAGGAGCUUACGAGGCGCUUUGAGACGUCUGGCUUCAAUGUUUUUUCCUUUCCCGAAGUCACACACGUGGUCACUACCUCGUUACCCCACAGGGCCUUUUUCUCUGUUCUGCUGCGAGUGUGGAGAGUCUACUCACAGCUGGAGCUCUACAUCAAGCAGAGGAGGCUGUGUGCACACCCGUUCCUUGAGAUCUACAGGGAGGGUCGGAUCCAGUUCAUGGCCCCCUUGGCUCGGCAGGGAGAUUUCUAUGUCCCUGAAGCCCGGCAAGUUGAAAGGAGGCUGUCGGAACAAGAGGAACCACACAGUGAUACAGAAGUCUCAGGUGCAGACUCGAACAGUGAAUACAGCUCGGGGAGUGGGGUUCUCCUGUCAGACAGCAGAGAGUCGUCCCCAGCGGCAUCCUCGGUCCACUCUGUGGAUCAAGGGGAUAGAGAUGACAGAGGGGGAAGCUCUGGGGGAACCUCCUUUAAAGAGCCGGACUGGGAGCAGGCUGGUGGACAGACCGACGAGAGAGAAGGGAGGCCUCAUAGAGACUCCGUCCAGAAGAGCCAGGAGGUUCCCACUCAGGAGUGGUGGGGCGUCGUCGGAGGGGAGGAGUGAAAGUUCACCCAGACACAUUUGUUAAUGAUGAGAGAAUAAAGGGAUUGGUGGGUGACACUCUUUAUUUUUUUUAAAGUCUAUAAAUACCAUGAAAAGAUCAAAACCAAUAAUAUAACAUCCAUUAUUUCCUAGACAAGAUGUCAAAGUCAAAUUAUUUCCUACAACAGCUGAACACUGUAUUGUUUUUUUCGCAGACGCUACUCAAAGUGGAGUAAAUAGAUUAUGGCAGUGGGAUGGUAUAUGUCGGAUCCAUAAAUAAACUACAGUGUGCAUUCAUUGUAAUGAAGCCACAUGUUUUGGCAGUGCAGUGGAUACUCUUUUUUGUUUGUUUGGGUUUUUAAAUAGUUUCUGGAAAACAACGGAGGUCUAUGACCAAUUAAUCAGCAUAUCAAACUUUGCACAGACAAUUCUAUAAAGUCAUUGUUUUUUUAUUUAAUGGUCUUUUCAUGGGAUUUGUUGACAUAUUUGCUGAAAUAUAUGGAAUAUCACCAGACUUAGUCUGGAGGUGAUGGUGUUAACAUCUGCUAGAUAUUCUUCACAGGAAACGAGAGGAUAUUCAGGAAGCCUGAGUUUCUUGAAACAUUUUUACAAGAUUACUGAACUGAAGUGUUUGUUAGCCAAAGCCUUUUACUUGAAUAUCUCCCUCUAUAAUAUGUAAUCUCUCCAUUUGAAAUGAUCAAAGCUGUUGUGAAAAAUGAUCCAUUUUUGUCAGACCAAUAUAAACAUAGUUGCGUUUAAUUUAAGUAAAUUUAGCGACUUGUUUACAAAGGACCUUAAUGGCAUUUAUUAAUAACGGACACAAACCUGUUUGUGUUUGAAUAAGCAAAUAGACCUCACAAAGUGUUCUUCACUGUUUUCUUGUGUUUUGGAUAUUUGAAUAUGCUUUUUUUUUUUUUUUUACAAGGCUGUGUGUGGCAAGGUGUGACUGAAUGCGUAAUUACGUCUUCCUGACCACCUUUAAGAUCUAGGACAUGAUUAUGGUGAGUGUGCUGCCAAGACAAGUGGGCUGACCAUUAAUCUUUAUUUCCCUCCGACUGAAAGGAAAGCUCUGGGACUCUACCUAUUAUUUACAGACGCUCUACAUCUGACCUCUGGCCUCCUUAAAUGAUCCCCCCAAUAUUCAAUCCCAGCUCCUUCCUUUUCUGUUUGGACAUCAAUUUCUUUACUUUCUCUGCCAUUUGUUAAUUCCUGUUUGUUUUAUCUGCCUCGCUCUCUUUUGAAAUAAAUAUGGCAGCUUGAGCCACAACAACAACCACCUGAUGACCCACACCCUGCAAUGUGCUGUACAUCUAGACAUAUCAAUAUCCUUAAUCUUCCACACCAAACUUCUCACGGCAAGCCGCGUUCACUUGCCGAGUGCGGGAAAUAAAUGAUGUGCAUCUGUGCAAUUAAGUGAGAGAUUGAUUAGACACACAUGGCAUUUUACAGCCUUUUACAUAUUCUGAGUUCAUCAAGUGCAAUUAACAUUCUUCAGAUGAUCAUUUUUACCUCUGACAGGCCAACAAGGCUUCCUUUACUGUAAGUGUUGCAUUAGAUUGUGAAAUAAACUGUUGAUAUAA
Molecule: messenger RNA, 2816 nt
Organism: Scophthalmus maximus (turbot)
Lineage: Eukaryota; Metazoa; Chordata; Actinopteri; Pleuronectiformes; Scophthalmidae
Product: testis-expressed protein 264 homolog
Exons: 4
Coding region: 337-1257 (306 amino acids)
Biological process (GO): reticulophagy; protein-DNA covalent cross-linking repair
Cellular component (GO): nucleus; replication fork; autophagosome membrane
Source: RefSeq, a predicted model, not a curated record